Acanthosepion pharaonis is the source of this 753-nucleotide messenger RNA. NCBI's taxonomy places the organism in Eukaryota, Metazoa, Mollusca, Cephalopoda, Sepiida, Sepiidae. The record is from the annotation of a GenBank genome assembly.
AUGUAUGUAUGUAUGUAUGUACUUUUUAAUAUCUAUCAGUCAGCAUUUUCACAUCUAUCUAUCUAUCUAUCUAUCUAUCUAUCUAUCUAUCUAUCUAUCUAUCUAUCUAUAUAUGUCUGUUCGUAUGUAUGUAUGUAUGUAUGUAUCUAUCUAUCUAUCUAUCUAUCUAUCUAUCUAUCUAUAUCUAUCUAUCUAUCUAUCUAUCUAUGUCUGUUCUUAUCCUUUUCGCAUCUAUCUAUCUAUCUAUCUAUCUAUCUAUCUAUCUCAGUCUGUUCAUAUCUAUCUAUCCACAUAUCUCUCUCUCUCUCUCUCUAUAUAUAUAUAUAUAUAUAUAUACAUAUAUAUAUCAGUCUGUUCAUAUGUAUCUAUCUAUCUAUCUGUCUCUAUAUAUAUGUAUCAUUCUAUUCAUAUCUAUCUAUCUAUCUCUCUAUAUAUGUAAACAUUUCUAUUCUAUCUAUCUAUCUAUCUAUCUAUCUUUCUAUCUUAUCUCUUCCCGCUACAAUUAAGCGUCGUUUGAUGUUAUGGAUUGACGACAUCACACGGCAUAAAGUAGAUACAAAAGACGACGGCAACACCAAAGACUCAACAUCAAAGAGUGGACAAGCUCAGUCUAUCUAUCUAUCUAUCUAUCUAUCUAUCUAUCUAUCUAUCCCCUUUGUGCCUAUCUAUUUAUCUAUUUCAUCUAUCUAUCUAUCUAUCUAUCUAUCUAUCUAUCUGUCUGUCUGUCUGUCUGUCUAUUGCUGCAACAUUUAG